Acanthopagrus latus (yellowfin seabream) is the source of this 6189-nucleotide messenger RNA. Its product is annotated as copine-9-like. Gene Ontology annotation, biological process: cellular response to calcium ion. NCBI's taxonomy places the organism in Eukaryota, Metazoa, Chordata, Actinopteri, Spariformes, Sparidae. The record is from RefSeq and is a predicted model, not a curated record. Gene Ontology annotation, molecular function: calcium-dependent phospholipid binding. Bases 1 to 1674 code for a protein of 557 amino acids. The transcript is spliced from 21 exons. Gene Ontology annotation, cellular component: plasma membrane.
AUGAUGGCAUCAAUAGGGGAAUUCGACCCUCUCAACACCAGAGUCCCCGCAACUAAGAUAGAAGUUACCGUGUCGUGCCGGAACCUGCUGGAUGUGGACACAUUCUCCAAGUCAGAUCCUGUGGUCGUGUUGUAUUUGCAGGCGGUGGGAACCAAAGAAUGGAGGGAGUUUGGCAGGACAGAGGUCAUCGACAACACGAGGAAUCCAGAUUUCGUCAGGAAGUUUGUCCUGGAUUUCUUCUUUGAGGAGAAACAAAACCUGAGGUUUGAUGUGUACAACGUGGACUCCAGAAGCUGUAACAUUUCCAAACACAAGGACUUUCUGGGCCAGACCUUCUGUACCCUCGGAGAAAUCAUCGGCUCCACAGGGGGUCGGCUGGAGAAGACCCUCUCUGGGAUCCCUGGGAAGAAGUGUGGAGUCAUUAUCUUCACUGCAGAGGAGCUCAGUAACUGCAGGGAUAUCGCUACCAUGCAGUUGUGUGCCAACAAGCUUGACAAGAAAGACUUUUUUGGCAAGUCGGACCCCUUCUUGGUUUUCUAUCGGAGUAAUGAGGACGGAACGUUCACCAUCUGCCACAAGACAGAGGUGAUCAAGAACACACUGAACCCCGUGUGGCAGCCCUUCACCAUCCCUGUUAGAGCUCUCUGCAACGGCGACUAUGACAGGACUGUGAAGGUAGAUGUCUAUGACUGGGAUCGAGAUGGAAGCCAUGACUUCAUUGGCGAGUUCACCACCAGCUACAGAGAGCUGUCUCGGGGGCAGAACCAGUUCAAUGUCUAUGAGGUUUUAAAUCCCAAGAAGAAAGGCAAAAAGAAGAAAUACAUCAAUUCUGGCACUGUAACUCUGCUGUCCUUCAAAGUGGAGUCCGAGUAUACCUUUGUGGAUUUCAUCCGAGGAGGAACACAACUGAACUUCACAGUGGCUAUAGACUUCACCGCAUCCAAUGGUAACCCGUCCCAGCCCACAUCCCUCCACUAUAUGAGUCCCUACCAGAUGAAUGCAUAUGCCAUGGCCCUGAAAGCAGUGGGUGAGAUUAUCCAGGACUACGACAGCGACAAGCUAUUUCCUGCCUAUGGCUUCGGGGCUAAGCUGCCCCCCGAUGGCAAAAUCUCCCACGCCUUCCCACUGGGCGGGGAAGACGAGAGUCCGAACUGUGUGGGCAUAGAGGGGGUCCUGGAGGCUUACUUCCAGAGCCUGAGGACGGUGCAGCUGUACGGACCCACCAACUUUGCACCUGUCAUCAACAAAGUGGCAAACUGCGCGGCAGAGAUUACAGAUGGCUCGCAGUACUUUGUCCUGCUGAUGAUCACAGAUGGAGUGAUAUCUGACAUGGUCCAGACCAAAGAGGCUGUGGUCAAUGCCGCAUCACUCCCCCUUUCCAUAAUUAUCGUGGGUGUUGGACCAGCUGAGUUUGAUGCCAUGGAGGAGCUGGAUGGAGACGAGGUGAGGGUGUCCUCCAGAGGACGCCUUGCUGAGAGAGACAUUGUGCAGUUUGUUCCGUUCAGAGACUACAUCGACAGAUCUGGCAACCAGGUCCUCAGCAUGGCCCGGCUGGCCAAAGACGUCCUCGCCGAGAUCCCCGACCAGCUGCUGUCUUUCAUGAAGAGCCGAGGAAUUGAGCCGCGACCGGCCCUCUCCACCUCGCCGCUGCCGGAGCUGCACAGGCAUAUCUGACCCCCGACACAGCUCGUCUCUGCCUCUCCACCCUGGCCCUCCACCCCCCCCCCAACCCACCAACCCCCCCAGUCCCCCCCCCCCCCCCUUGCUUAUCUGCAAUCACCUCCCACACAGUUAUUUGUCACUUUAAAAGAGCAGGGGGGAUCGACCCGUAACUCGCCCUCUUCCUGUCUUAUCGCCGCUGAAGCUAAACAGGCACAUCACACUGACGCAGCGGGCGCUCAUCCCUGACUCACCUGCUGCUGCUGCUGCACCUCAUCUCUUCCUCGCUAACUCACCCUGAUAUAGAGCAUUGCUUUUCAUGUGCUGUCUCACAGAAGAGUGAGACUGAAGCAUGACUGUCCCUCUCCUCGCCGCCGACUAGAGUUCUUGCACAAAGACUCUUUUCAUUUGCCCUUGUCCUCGGCAGGUGUUGACACCAGUCACAUCUGGCACGAGUCCCAGAAAGCGUAAGACACUAACUUUAAUUGAGAGCGAGUCUCCAAAUUAAAGCAGAGCCCUCGACGAGCAAUCCCCGCCAGCUUGUGUCAGGUGCAUUUGGGGGAUUUCUGUGUUUGUGGUUUAUAUGCUACGCUGUCGUCACUAUCAUCAGACUGCGUCAGAUCUCUCGAAACGGAAAUGGAGGCUUCCAAACAAUUAACCCGAUUGGGGAGUUCUGAAACUGUGAGGCGCGGCGCCCCAGGAGGUGCAGGAGAGUUGAAGGCAAAGACGCUGCCUGAGGUGAAAGGGGCAGGUGCAUGCUGCCGCUCUGUAAGCAACAAAAGUUAGUUAUUGUAGUUGUGAGGCAGUUAGUAGUUGGAGCAGCAGCAGCUGUGAUGUGCAGCUCAUACAGGCAAUUCAGGUGCUUUAAAAACUGUACUUUAAGAUAAUUAAGGUACUCUCAAACCCUUCGCGCCUGAUUGUCGCAGCUCGCUUCACACUCUUUCUUCUCUGAGUCAUAACUCAGUCGAACCACGGCACACAGUUGUGAUGCACAUAUUUAUAGAUUCAGCGUGACUUACACUUUCCGCGGACGGACACCAUCAUCCCAGAUGUUCACACCGAGCAUUAAUGUCUUCAAACCCACGCCAGAAAUCGUAGUACAAAAAGACGCUCUUGCGGCUGCAGACCUGACGUGCAGGAUCAUCAGCGUUUUUUUUUAGGUUUUUCUUCGGUAUCAAAGUGACCUGGUGAUAGGCGUGGUGUCGCAAGUUCAAUCCAAAACUAGAACACUGAUUGAAGUGAGCUUUCAGUUUUUUGAUCACUGAAAUCAAAUGCCGGAUCAGUGAUUCUGCCAACAUAUUUUCUUCUCUCCACCCAGCCUAAUCACACACACCCAACGAAGAAAAAAAAAAAAAAGACAACACUUCAAAGACGACACAGCUAGCUGACCGGUAGCCCGCAGCUACACUUCCAGACACUGCGUGCACAAAGAUGAUCAAUUGACUGGCACCAGAGAAGACUCUGACAGCAUCACAUAUAUUGGGUUCAUCUUCUUCCUCAGAGAUACGUUAUUGAUUUAUCUGGGAGCAGGGUCUGCCUGGGACAGAUUCAGGAAGCCAAACUUUAAAGCAAACUACAUUUAUGUCCUCUUGUUGAAAAGUUGUCGGAAAAUUCGACUGUACGAAUGUAAAUGACGUUUGUCGGGGCAUAAAACGAAUGAUCUCUUGACAAAUCUAGAUAACAGUAACAUUUUAUCACUUAAUGGCAUCUAUGUAUUGUGCUGCAGUGAUAUCUCCUGAAAUCAGCAUGCUAACCAGCUAGCCCCAGUGCUCCAUGGGAGCCUAAAAGAUAAGGAAGGGUCAUUAUAUUACUGAAUCUGGCUUUGGGGCCACUGUGGGAUUGUAGUGCUGGUUUCAUUGAAGUCAAUGGGAAACAGAUGAGGAAACUCACUAAAACCUGACAAAUCUACACCGUCCGACUUUUAGCGAAGAAAUGCCCCCAGAAAAUGAAAGACCACACUUCCCUGAUGAUUGACAGGGCUGAUGAUAUUGUGAUCGGGCCAGGUCUGACUGAUCUCAGCUGUUAUUCUGAUGAUAUGCUACCCCCCUAUUUGUUUCGAGCAUGAAUUUGUCAGGAGCAUUGCACCUUUAAACUCAAAAGUUAAAUCGAGUAGUGGAUUUGGAGAGUCGUCAGCGAUAGACUGUAAACCAGACCCGCCGAGCUAAUAGCUAAGUCGUACUUCGGGGCGCCAGUUUGUCAGAAUGUAAAACAAAUAUUGGCAAAACAAGCAGGGCUCAGUCUGUAGCCCAUGGCAGCGUUACACUUCUGGUUUACAGCCUCCAAAUUGUGUGGACUGUCGUUCCAAAAAUUAGCGCAUGGUUACUUUUAUUAUGAAAACCUCUGAUUUAAUGCAGCAGGAUGAAUACGUAAUGGGAGGAGCGCUCACAGAGACGCCACACAUAGAGCAGCAGACAGGUGUCGGCAGGUCUAUCAUUUGUGGUUCCGGUCGCCGACCUUCACACAGACACAUAUACUUAAACAAACAAACACACACACACACACACACACACACACCCCUCUCUCUGCCACGACACACCCACCCCACCAUUUGCCCAGCGUGGGCCGAGGCUGGGUGCAGAUUCCCCCCCUGCUGUUAGAGAAAUGCCAGUCUCUCCGGCUGCCCUGCGGAGAGGAGGAGGGAGGAAGGAAGGAAGGAAGGGAAGACGAGACGGGGGAGGAGGGGAAGAAUGCAGAGGUGGGGGGCUGCGAGCGAUGGAAAAAGACAAAACAUGAAAGAGAAGGCCAUGAGAGAGGGGAGCGAAGAGACAGACGGGCGAGGAGGAAUGGAAGAGGGGAGGAUCCGGAGGUUUGUUUUAUUUUGGAAAAAAAAAAAAAAAAAAAAUGCAUGGAGAAGAAAACUUUAUUUAGAUUGAGUUAUGCAUAUUUUGGGAGAGAAAUCUCAAUAAAUGAUAAACGCACAUUCUCUGAAAAGCAAUACACCUGACUCCCAGUGUAGUGUCUCAGUGUCCCUCCCCCUCCCCUGCCAUGACUUGACAUUUUGUUCCCAGGCAGACUGGAGCUGUGUGCAACGUGGGCGCAAGCUGCCACCUAGUGUUCAUCAUUUAUAUAGCAGGGUUAAUCUUUAUUAUGCAUGACUGCUGUACACUCCUAUACACAGUGCAGACGCAUGACCUGAUGCAACCGUCCUUACUACCAUAGCUGACUGCAAGCGAAGUGAAGUCAGGCACCCGGAGAGUUCUGACGGCGUGUCGAUCCUAAAGAACUGACAGUCUGCAGCACGUUCGUGUGUGAAACGUGACUUUUAUCGAGGACGUUUUUUUUUUUUGUUUUUUUUUUUCUCGUGUCAGUGUGAUGAUGGUGGCUUAGAGGGGUGUUUCUGCUGUUUCAUGUGUCGUGCAGGUAUAAUCAUUUUGUUUUUUAUUAUCAACUCGUACGCUAAUUACUUUAACCGUCAAGAUUGUGCAUGUUGAGGAAUAAAUAAGUGUUCAAGUGGUCUUUGUCAUUGCAACUGCUUAAAAAAAAACAAAACAAAAAAACAAAAACAGAGAGACAUAUAUCUCAAAGUAAUAUGCAUUUUUUUUCUUGUGUCACUGUACAUUUUCAUUUGUAGAUUUCAGAACUUGCUGUGUGCAGUGUCUUGCAGAGACGUGGAAUAUUCAGUAAGUGAAAUUCCCCACGGAGAGACAAGUAUUUUUGAUAUUUUGCAACGAUGUGGCCUCCUCCCAGGGUCAUAAAAGGAGGCAUGGAAGGCCUCUGCAAGACACCAGUGGCAUUAAAAAAAAAAGUAUUCUGAGGAAACUUGUGGCGUGAUUUUUGUACAACAAGAGAUUUUUUUUUUUGGUCUGUCUCUUGUCAGUUUCCUACAGCUGUAUUAAAGGUGCAGUGUGCAGGAAUUCAAAUGAAAAUGUCAUGUUCAACCGAACAUGAAGAGAUAACGGUUUUGGUGUGAUUCAAAGAUGCCUGUGUGCGGAGUUCCAGAGGUAUCUACUGCAGUUAGCAUGCUAACAGGCUAGCUCCCAGCCGGUUUGUAAAAAAAAAGAAAAAAAAGAAAAUGCCAACAGUCCCCAUGAUGCCCUGAGCUCGCAGUCCGGCACAGUCGGCUAAUGCGACUGCUAACUACAUGGUAAACUGAGCUGACUGGCUAACGGCAGCUACACGUAGCAGCAGUGAAGCGGCCAUGUUUGGAGUUCAGAGUUGUAAAAUUCAACAGGUGGGGAAUUCUUGCAUACUGCACCUUUAACAAACUGUACGUAUAUUCAUGGUGUUUAAAAAUAAGGCUGGAUAAGGAGUCAUUGUACAGUACCUGAUGACUUAUGUUACCCACUUGUUUGCUUACAGUAGAGCUACGAAAGCCUUUUACAUCUAUGUCACUUAUAAUAAAUCUAUCUAUCGUCUGUUGACGUUUUUAUGAAUGUCCAAAUAAGAAGAAUGUAGAAGUCUGAACUAGAAACUGUUUUGACAAAUCUGUUGUCGUGUUUUGAUAUAAGCUUUGACUACGUUUGUGUUUACUCAUAUCUCCUGAAGUUGUCCAACUGCAUUACAGUGAAACAUAAAAGCGGCACAAUCUGA